Molecule: messenger RNA, 2621 nt
Organism: Apis cerana (Asiatic honeybee)
Lineage: Eukaryota; Metazoa; Arthropoda; Insecta; Hymenoptera; Apidae
Gene: Tg
Product: transglutaminase
Biological process (GO): peptide cross-linking
Molecular function (GO): protein-glutamine gamma-glutamyltransferase activity
Source: RefSeq, a predicted model, not a curated record
CCGAUCACGCCAUGUAUGGAGGCGUUCGCUCGAUGCAGAAAAGUCCUUGAGGAGGCUCCUAGAACGCAGGCAACCCACCCGACCCAACCCAAUCCAGCUCGUCGAGCACCGAAUCGCGGAUUUCUUCCUAGUUGCCGCUAUCGCUCGGCUCGCAGCGCUAGUUUCUCGGAAGUGUUUGGUCACCGAUCGAGAGGCGCGCGAUCACCGCCGAUGGGCUCAGUCUCUCGCUCGUUCUCGAGGGACGAGUUCACGUUUCCCAAUCCUCGAACCAUGUUCUACAGAUUCUACGAUCGGUACCGGAUCUUCAACGACCGCCGCUUCAGGCCCUUCCCCUUCGCCUUUUACUGGGAGGACUUCAGCGUGCCGGUGCUCACGAUUCUGGACGUGGACCCGUGCAUCGGCGAGAACGGCGCGAAGCACAGGACGUCGAGGUACGAGGCGAUGACUCGGCGGGGCGACGGCUCGAGGCUCGUCGUGAGACGCGGCCAAGAGUUCUACCUGCACCUCGCCCUGUCCAGGGAUUACGACCCGAACACGGACGGUAUAUCGCUGGUGUUCACCGUGGACGGGGCUGAGAGGCCGCAGUACGGCCACGGCACCCUCGUCGCCACCCCCGUCCUCUACCCCGGCCAGCGAUCCGAGGCUUCUUGGCAGGCUUACAUCGACUCCCUUCACUCCGAUUUCCUUCGACUGAAGAUCGUCCCCGCCCCCGACGCGAUAAUAGGCAAGUGGAGGAUGGACAUCGACACGAAGAACAAGAGCACGGACGGGGCGGUGAGUUACACGAUGAAGAACCCGUUCUACCUCGUGUUCAACCCCUGGUGCCGAGAGGACGCGGUUUACAUGGAGGACGAGGAGGAGAGGCAGGAGUACGUGAUGGCGGAGGACGGGCUGAUAUGGCGCGGCAGCUACAAUCGGCCGAGGCGGACCGUGUGGAAGUACUCGCAGUUCGAGCGAGACAUAUUGGACUGCGCUCUGCACCUGAUGAUCGAGGUUGGCAGGGUUCGGGUCUCGGCCAGGCACGACCCCGUAGUCAUAGCGCGCGUCUUGUCCGCGGCCGUGAACUCGCCGGACGACAACGGGGCGGUGAUGGGCAACUGGUCCAACGAUUUCGGGGGUGGCACGCCGCCCACCAAGUGGCUCGGCUCGCAGAAGAUACUCCAGCAGUACUACAAGACUAGGAAACCGGUCAAGUACGGGCAGUGUUGGGUGUUCUCGGGCGUGUUGGCGACCAUUUGCCGUGCCCUGGGACUGCCGUGCCGCGUUGUGACCAAUUACGCGAGCGCGCACGACACGCAGAGCAGCCUCACCGUCGAUUACUUCGUGGACGCCGAGGGGAAAGCGAUGGAGGAGUUGAACAGCGACUCUAUAUGGAAUUUCCACGUGUGGAACGAGGUGUGGAUGAAACGGGACGACAUAUCGGCGGAGUAUUCCGGGUGGCAGGCGAUCGACGCAACCCCCCAGGAGUUGAGCGAGAACGCUUACCGGUGCGGUCCUGCCUCCGUGAUCGGCGUGAAGAGGGGCGAGGUCCUUCGCCCUUACGACAACGCUUUCCUGUUCGCCGAGGUGAACGCGGACAAGGUGUUCUGGCGGUACAACGGGCCCACGCAGCCGUUGAAGCUGAUCCGGAAGGACGCUCACGGAAUCGGGCAAUUCAUCAGCACGAAAGCGGUGGGCAGGUGGACGAGGGAGGAUAUCACUCACACCUACAAGUAUCCGGAGAAAUCGGAGGAGGAGCGGGCCGCCAUGUUGAAAGCGUUGCGCCAGAGCCAGUCCCUGUUCAGUCGUUAUUAUCUCAACGACGAAUUUAACGACGUCACGUUCGACUUCGAGCUUCGGGACGAUAUCGUGAUAGGACAACCGUUCAGCGUGGUGCUGUUGAUCAAGAACAGGAGCGACCGCAACGAGUACGAGGUGUCGGUGAUCCUGAGGGUGGAGACGGUGCUGUACACGGGGAGGGUCGGCGACGCGGUGAAAAGAUGGAGCGUGGACCGAGUGGUGAGGCCGGGGACGCUGGAGGAGGCGCGCAUGGACGUGUCGUGGCAGGAGUACGGGCCCCGAUUGCUGGAUCAAUGCGCGUUCAACGUCGCCUGCCUCGCCGCCGUCAAGGACACCAAUUUCGAAUACUUCGCCCAAGACGACUUUCGCGUGAGGAAGCCCGACAUCGUGAUCACGGUAAGCGAUCCCGAGUCCCGAAAGGAUUGUCCUUACCGAUUGGGAGCAAUUUCCGUAGUUGGAGAACGAGGCGGUGGCGGGGGACGAGUUGAGGGCGACGGCCAAAUUCCAGAAUCCGUUACCGAUCCCGUUGAACAAGGGCCGUUUCCUGAUCGAGGGGCCGGGUUUGGACGAGCAGUUGAAGGUGAAAUUGUCGGAGGCGGUGAGAACGGGGGCCUACGCCGAGUGUUCCUUCUCCAUGGUGCCGAGAUACGAGGGACGCGCCACGAUAGCGGCGAAAUUUUACUCCAAGGAGCUCGAGGACGUGGACGGUUUCGUCAAUUUUAUGGUGAAACCGAGCAACGAUUAAACUCGUCACCUUUUUCUUUCUUCUCGUAACGUUUGUUACGUUUCUUUUUUUUUCUUGUUGCCACGAAUAAUAAAAGUUUUGAAAGAUUGCUCGCUUA